Penicillium atrosanguineum is the source of this 192-nucleotide messenger RNA. RefSeq lists its product as uncharacterized. The record is from RefSeq and is a predicted model, not a curated record. Bases 1 to 192 code for a protein of 63 amino acids. Lineage: Eukaryota; Fungi; Ascomycota; Eurotiomycetes; Eurotiales; Aspergillaceae. The transcript has a single exon.
AUGACUGUCCCAGUACAAGCCGUGGAAUGGUACCGAGAUCAGGUCAUUUUUCUGACCGGUGCCACUGGUAACCUCGGCGGAUGCUUGCUGUACAAAUUGGCAGUGAAGCUUCCAGUUGCAAAGAUAUAUGUCCUUUGUCGGGGAUCGGUGCACCAGGCCACGGAGAAAUGGGAAAUGUCCAUGGCAGAAUAA